Molecule: messenger RNA, 3673 nt
Organism: Hippocampus comes (tiger tail seahorse)
Lineage: Eukaryota; Metazoa; Chordata; Actinopteri; Syngnathiformes; Syngnathidae
Gene: mdga1
Product: MAM domain containing glycosylphosphatidylinositol anchor 1
Exons: 18
Coding region: 474-3356 (960 amino acids)
Biological process (GO): synapse organization; homophilic cell-cell adhesion
Cellular component (GO): plasma membrane; neuronal cell body; axon
Molecular function (GO): protein binding; axon guidance receptor activity
Source: RefSeq, a predicted model, not a curated record
CUCUCUGCGCACAGACAGACGCGCUCGUUCUCAGUCAGCGCACAUCUCGCACUUGGCCAGCAUCACUUGGAGUCCACAGACACGGCUCUGAUUGAGCCUCCUCACCAGAGCGGAGGUCUACGCCUCUCCACCCCAACACCCACAGCCACACACAAGCCUUGUAAGAGUUACACCGUCCAUUGCGCACAACAAUUGGAGGACUGUGUGAGGAGAAGUGGUUUUAUUGUUUUUGGGUUUUUUUUUUGGUUUGAAUUUUGGCAGCCUGGAUUGGAGCUGGUGUGAAAGUGUCAAAACGACUGAGGGGAUUUCUUUCAAGUCAUCCAAGUGAUUUCCGGGAGGAUUUCUAACUUUUUUUCGUGGUGCAGAAGCGGCAGCGGUGGAAUUUUGUGAGCGGAGCCCGCGAGAGCGCGCUGCGCCGGGGAGGUGGCUGACCCACAAGACCGCACGGAGGUUAUGACGGAGCAUAGCUGAAGAUGGAGUUUUUGUGGAUUUUGUUGUUUUCUAGCAUCUAUCCCCUUGCCCGCUGCCAAGGUGUUUACGCUCCUGCCAACGCCCAGAUUGUGCACUCGGGUGCCGCGUGCAACGUCAAGGACGAUAACAUCAGUGAGAGGAUCUACACUAUCAAAGAAGGAGACACGCUUGUGCUUCAGUGCAUCGUGAAAGGGCACCCGAGACCACAGGUACGAUGGACCAAGACGGCCGGCAGCGCCUCGGAUAAAUUCCAGGAGACGUCCAUCUACAACGAGACGCUUCGCAUCGAAGGCAUCCAGAGGGUGCAGGGGGGUCGCUACUACUGCAAAGCCGACAACGGGGUGGGGGUGGCUGCCAUCAAGUCCAUCCGUGUAGAUGUGCAGUAUCUGGACACACCAGUGCUGACCGUUCACCAGACGAUCAGUGACGUGCGGGGCAGUUACUACCAAGAGAAGACUGUUUUCCUUCGCUGCACCGUCAACUCUAACCCGCCCGCUCGCUUCAUCUGGAAGCGCGCAAACAUGCUCAUCGAACAAAGCAAAGACAACGGCGUGGACAUCUACGAGCCACUUUACACUCAGGGUGAGACCAAGGUCCUGAAGCUGAAAAACCUGAGAAGAAAGGAUUUUGCCGAUUAUACCUGCCAAGUGUCGGUUCGUAACGUGUGUAACAUUGAAGACAAGUCAGUCACCUUCAGGCUGACAAACAGCACGUCUCCGCCCAUGGUCCGGCUGUCCGUCAACGACACGGUGGUGGCGGAUCCCGGGCAGGAUUUGGUCAUCACAUGCGAAGUGACUGCAGGUUUCCCGCCGCCGACCGUGAUUUGGUCACGUUAUCCGGGACCCCUUCCCCUCAACGCCAAGGUUCGCGGUGCCCAGCUGAUUCUGAGGGCCGUCACACCGACCGACGCGGGCUUCUACAACUGUACCGCUGUCAACAAUGUGGGCAACCCCGCCCGUAAGAACAUCAACGUCGUCGUGAGGACCAUGAGCAACCUGACCUUCCAGAUUACUCCGGAUUCCAACAAGGACAGCGAGACCAUCCAGAUGGGUCGAGACCUCAAGCUGUCGUGUCACGUCGAUGCCAACCCUCAGGACAAGGUCAACUACACCUGGUACAAGAAUGGCGCGUUGGUCUUCAACACGGAUAGUCUGAUCUUGCUGCGCAGCGAUCCCGAUAUGGCCCCGGGCACCAGCAGCUUGGAGAUCGUGGACAUGAAAUUCCGAGACUUGGCCACCUAUAGCUGCGUGGCAAACUUCCCGGGCAGCAGCGUGGCGGAGCUCCGAGUGGAUGUCAACAUCUCCCAGAACAGUGUAUCUCCCCCAAUACUGACGGUCCCUGCAGGAGGUCACGUGGUUAGUGCACGAGAAGGCGGGACGGCAGAGCUGGUGUGCUUGGUGGUGGAUGGUAAGCCGCGUCCACCGAUCUUAUGGUCCCGCACCGAAAAGGACCUGCUGAUGCCAUCUGGGAAGGCUGUGGCGGAGACGCCCGAUGGCCGCUUGAAGCUGAGAAACGUAAGCCGCGACAUGAUGGGCUUUUACCGCUGCCAGACUGCUCCUUACAACGGACUCAACAUCAAACGGCGAGAGGCCCAGGUCCAGCUCAUUGUGCAAUAUCCUCCCAUUCUGGACCCAGUGUAUCAAGACACACGUGCAAGGAACUAUCAGAUGGUGACCCUCAGGUGUUCUGUCCUCCGCUCCAAUCCAUCACGUAUCACGGACAUCCGCUGGUACCGCAACGGCAACUUCAUCCUCAUGCCCAUGCCGGACCUGAAGGAGACUCCAGAGCUGAGAUUCAAACUGGAGCCUACUAACAACGGAUCUUAUGAGUGCAGAGUCAGCAAUAGUGUAGGAACAUCCACAUGCAGAUUUAAUGUCUCUGCGCAACCUUACAGUGUUGAAUUCUACUUCGACACACCCAACCCGGUCAGAAUUCUGAAAGAGAACAACUACUCUUACAACCUGCAGUGGACCCAGAAAGAUCCCGAGGCUACAGAUCGCAUCAUCGGCUACUGGAUUGUUGUCCGGAAGAACAAGCAGGAUGUGCUGUCGAAGCACAUCGAAAUCAAGAGCAAGGAGCCAGAGAAGGGAGUGCUGAUGUCCUACACCAUUCCCGACCUGAGAAUACCUCUUUCCUAUGAGGUCCGAUUGGCUCCCAUCACCACCUACAGCACCGGGGAAUACGUCAGUCGCACCAUCCAGUACUCAGAGCCGUACACCUACCCAAGACCCUCAGAUCACGUGUGUGGGUUUGAGGAUGAGCGGAUCUGCGGUUUUUCACAAGACCGAAGCGACGUCUUUGACUGGACGCGACAAAAUCACCUGACUCAGAAUCCCAAGCGGUCUGCCAAUACAGGCCCGGAGACGGAUCGCAGCGGAACCAAAGAAGGCUACUACAUGUACAUCGAAGCGUCGCGGCCACGAGUUCAAGGGGACAAGGCUCGUCUGCUCUCUCCACUUUUUAACGUGACCACGGUCAGGGGCCCCAAGGGCUCCGGCAGAGUCCCUUACUGUGUCUCCUUCUAUUACCACAUGAAGGGCAAGCACAUUGGCACUCUCAAUGUUCUUUUGAAAAUAAGGAGCAUCGCCUCAAUGGAUUCCAUGUUGUGGACCAAAUCGGGUCAUCAAGGGCCCGACUGGAAGAAAGCAUACUUUGACAUCAGUCCCAGCGGACCAUUUCAGAUUGUUUUUGAAGGAAUCCGAGGGAAGGGCUUCGAGGGCGACAUUGCCAUCGAUGACGUGUCUAUCACCAUGGGCAAAUGCAAACAGCAGAACACUGUUGCCAGCGCAGGUAAGACAGUUCUGAUCGGCGGCUCACAGGCGCGCCCAUUGGCCAGACGGGUGACCGUUAUCCUCGGCUGCAUCGUCGCCUUGCUCUGCAGAUGAUGAGUGGUUGACCACAGCGCCACCUUACGUCUGUGCUGACAGACACUGCCCCGACUCGCGCUCUUUCUUCUUCUCUCGACCCGACACCCAGAAUUCUUCCCCCACUCGCCCGUGUCCUCCCUGCAUCGAUGAUCCAUGCAAACACAGCCUUUACUUUAUUGAAACACUUUGCUCCGAUGACAUAUUAUAACAAACAUAUUCUUAUCAUAUAUUUAAGACAAACAUGUUCUCUAUUAGUCCAUUAGAUUUCCUAAUAGCCAUGUCAAGUGUCCCCUCGCCUUCAUCAUUAGCCUACGUCGACAUGUAUGACCCCCCCC